AUUUUCAUUCAAUCAAAUCAAUUCAGUCGCCCGGUUCACUCUUCACUCUAUUCAGUCAACUGUCAAGACAGUUCACGAAUCACGUUCAGUUAAUUUCUCACCGCGUGACUACUACUGUCUCUAUUUGAAACUUUACAUUUAUCGGUAUAUUUUAAUAUAUUUUUCAGUGAAAAUGGGAUUUACUGAAGCCGGUCAAAAUAUGAAUGCAUUUAUUUUGGCUGGAAUAACUGUUGUCUUGUGUGUAAUAUUACACUUUAUUUACAAGACCAUCUUCGGCAAUACGAGGAGUGAAGUACAAAAUCAUGAAGCGGAGAACAUAACAGAAGCUUCGACUGAGACAACACAAGAUUCCGCCGUAACCGAAUCCCGUGCCGGUGGAAAGAAUAAGAAACGUGCACAAUGGAAAGGAAAGACAGAUUUCAGCCACCCUUGGCUGCUUAAGAAUCUCAAAGGGCACCCUGGUACUGUUCUUCUUAUGGAUUUCUCUGCAAAUGGGAAGUUCAUGGCCGCUACAUGUGAUGAUGGAUCUGUGAUCGUGUGGGACAUCCGCGAUUUAAACGUGAAGGAGCACAAGACGUUACGGGUGAACAUCGACUUCGAUCACGCAUCACAUGUAGCCUGGAGUCCAGAUUCUAAAGCCUUCGUCGUUCACACCGUACGGGAUAACAACAUCGUUGUAUACAAGAUCGAGAAGAAAAAAGACGGAACAAUAGGAUCUGCGACGCCUGUUAUUACAUUCGAUAAGGCUCACGAAGAUGACGUAAUCGGUUUCGGAAUUUCCAGCAAUGGCAAAUUCUUAAUGUCCUGUACAUCGAAAACAGAUAUGAUUAUUUGGGAUCUAAAAGGACAACAACUUCACCGGCUCGACACAUACCUCAUGAACACUCACACAGCCAAAAUAUCACCAUGCGGUCGUUUCGUAGUCGCUACAGGUUUUUCGCCAGACGUUAAAGUAAUGGAGGUCGGUUUCACGCGAACCGGUGAAUUCAAACAGGUGACAAAGGCAUACGAGCUGACGGGACAUACGUCCGGUGUUUAUGACGUGGCCUUUGCAGUGGAUACGUCGCACAUCGCGACUGUGUCGAAGGACGGCACGUGGAAGCUCUACCACACGAGAAUUGACUAUGUCCGCGGCGAAUCUCCACAUGUCCUAGAGACGGGUACAUACACACAGACGGCUAAUCCUCCGAAGAUAGCACUCUCGCCGAACGCUGAAGUACUAGCGGUUUCUUCGGACGCGAAUGUCGAGUUCUACGAUACGUACACCGGCAAGCUGUAUGACACAGUCGAGAAUGUUUACACAGGUUUGAUAAACUACAUGUGCUUUGAUCCGGCUGGGAAAUAUUUAUACGUCUGCGGCGACCGCGCAGUCAGGAUCCUUCACAAUGUAUGCGGGUACUACACGACCAUCAACAGCUGUACAAGGCUACUCGGUUCCAAACAAACUUCCGCCACUGUGGAACGACUCAAUAACACCAUAAGAGACUGCAAAGCUACCCUCGAAAAAUUUGGCAAGUAAAUUUUACCUAACAAAGUAUCCGGUGUUCCAUAAUGUCUACGUCUAUAUGUCCAAACUGUUUUGAACUCUUGUUAUAAGUGUUUUCAAAAUCCACUUUGACUUGGAAAAUGUAGAGAUUUUAAAAAUAAUACAGCAUUUUUGCUCCUAAUUAUAAGAUUGUCUAUUGCAUUUAUUUUUAUAUAUUUUAUUUUAUUUAGAAUUUACGAAAGCUCUUACUAAAAAAAUAUGUUUAUCAAUGUAUUAUAUUUUAAGACGUCUUUACGAGAUAACUAAUCGUUUUUGUUACUAAGUAGCGAUUAUCAAUCGAAUGAUGGUCCAAAGUCUUCAAUGUGAUGAAUUUCAAAUCAACAAAAAUAUUUGUUCUCAUAGAAUGAAAUAAAAAUUAUUUUAAUAUAACUAUUCUUAUCCCAGUGGAGCCACAAAGAACUGAUAAAAAACAAGCUCUGUUCUAUUAAUAAUAGCAGUGCUUAAACGAUGUGGACUUUCUAAAAAUGUAUUCUAAUUAAGCAGAUGCAAGUAAUUAUAAUUAAGAAAAUUAUCUUUAAUGUUUAAUUAUAUAAACAGUCAAAGUAGUGUCAUUAGUAAUAUAUUUUAAUCUAUAUGAAAACACGAAGUAGCAAAGUCGAAUUUGUGAAUGAUUUAAUCUUAUAGUUGAUUUAUACUUUGAAUUAAAUAUCAUAUAUAAAGAUGAAGAACAUCUUUCUGUAAUUUUAUUUAUAGAAGUUUUUAUUAUGAAAUACGCUUAAAAAUGUAUUUAUGUUUUUUUCUGUAUUUGUAUAUUAUGUAAUAUAUAUAUAUAAAAGAUUUGAUGUGAAAAACUCAUAGACGGAGUGUUUACUAUGAAAUAUUAGGGGUAAAGUUUAAUUCACUCCCUAAAUUUAAAUAUCAUCAUUUAUAAUUAAUUACACUAUUGUCUUCUGCUAUAUCUUAAAUACAAAUCAAUAAAAAAAAAUGUAUCUUCUGUCUCUACAUAAAAGGUGAGUUUUUUUGUCGACUAUCCUUGAAGCUGUGUUCAAUUAUUAUAUGUAAUCCAUUUAUUUAUAGAUAUGGUCUUAUAACCGCUGCACCUUGAGUUCUUAGUGUCGGUGUUCAUUAUAAUUUAAUAACGAUAUUAGUUUUAUUAUUGAAUUUAAAAAUAUUUCAAGUAAAUGUAAAUUAAUUAUAUUUUUACUUGUCUAUAAACUGUUCCUAAAUGUUAAUAAAUUCUAUGUAUAUCACAACAAAAAUGUGC
This is a messenger RNA of Vanessa atalanta (red admiral), 2750 nucleotides long. Its product is annotated as transducin beta-like protein 2. The transcript has 6 exons. Gene Ontology annotation, cellular component: nucleus; endoplasmic reticulum. The record is from RefSeq and is a predicted model, not a curated record. Bases 173 to 1519 code for a protein of 448 amino acids. Gene Ontology annotation, biological process: endoplasmic reticulum unfolded protein response. Gene Ontology annotation, molecular function: exonuclease activity; nucleic acid binding; protein binding. NCBI's taxonomy places the organism in Eukaryota, Metazoa, Arthropoda, Insecta, Lepidoptera, Nymphalidae.